AUGGAAACAGUCAUAUCUAACAAACCAAAUGAUAAUAAAUUGGCAUUUCUUUGUUAAUAGAUAGCUUUGUCGUAGGAAGAAGAAUUGCAGAGGAAUAUGGAAGGGGCGGGCAUGGCGAGAUCCAAGGCCGAAGAAGGAGAGAAGAGCGAUGAAGCAAAAGCCAACAAUGGGGUUUUGAAGGAGGACGCGGAAACUGAGAAGAAAGAAGAGUUUGUUUCAGAGGAUAUGAAGAAAGAGGAGAGAGAGGAGGAGGAAAAAGGAUGGGUGGCUGAAGGUGUGCCUUUUGUAGGGGUUAGGGAGCAGUGGAACUCUUCCAUGUUUGAUUGCCUUGGUGGUGAUGACAACGAAUUCUUAAGCAGCGAUCUUGAAGUUUGUCUUCUUGGAGCAUUUGCUCCUUGUAUGCUCUAUGCAAGCAAUGUUGAGAGGAUGAGGUCUGGUGGAUAUCUGGGUAGCUGUACGGCUUAUGCGUUGCUUUAUUUUCUGGGCUAUUCAUUUUAUGGUUCCAACUGCCUGGCACCUUGUAUAACCUAUCCUAGCCGUACAGAAAUUCGUAGGCAAUUCAACUUGGAGGGGAGCUGCAGUGCUUUGAUCAGAUCUGGAUGCUGCACCUCUUGUAUUGAGGAUGAGGAGCACCUUGAGGAAUGGGAUGUCCGAUGUGACCAUGCGAGUCACUUCUUUUGCCACAACUUUACCUUAUGCCAAGAAGGUCGUGAGCUUCGACGAAGGCUGCCUCAUCCUGGCUUCUAUGGGCGAUCGAUGUUGGUAAUGAGCCCUCCUUCAAACCAGGCUAUGGCUCGUGGACCCUAGACUUGACGAUUGAUCCCAUCAUCAUAACCAUUGUUUGUUUCUUGGUCUUAGCUAUGUGGUAACUUGAUCUAGAUGGGGAGGCUGAACUCAGGUGAUAUUUACCUAUUUUACAAACCAAACUUGUUGGUCCUCGUGCACAUAAUAUUGCUGUGAUAUUGUUUGUUUUGAAAGUGUCCUUUUGAAAUUGGUGCUUGUUUCUCAACCCAGAGAAAAGGAGGGGAAUAAGGGAGGUUUCACUCUUGCUCUUAUGUUAGUGCUAAGAGCUAAACUGAAAAUAUGAGUCUCUGUUUUUCUUCCGAACUCUGGAAACACACUUGUAUGAUAUUCCUUUUUGUUGGAUAUUGUUAUGUAUUGCGAGAUAUCUCGUAUCUCCUGCA
Molecule: messenger RNA, 1184 nt
Organism: Amborella trichopoda
Lineage: Eukaryota; Viridiplantae; Streptophyta; Magnoliopsida; Amborellales; Amborellaceae
Product: PLAC8 family protein
Source: RefSeq, a predicted model, not a curated record